This is a messenger RNA of Linnemannia hyalina, 1236 nucleotides long. The record is from the annotation of a GenBank genome assembly. NCBI's taxonomy places the organism in Eukaryota, Fungi, Mortierellomycota, Mortierellomycetes, Mortierellales, Mortierellaceae.
AUGCGCCGCCCUCACCGGCCUCGUCGCUCAAGUCAAGACAAAGACAGCAGGACGGCACAGGGACAGGGACAGUGGCAGGUGUCGGAGCAGGAACAGCAGCAGCAGGGACCAGGAAUACAGCAACGUCUCACCGAUCUGUCCAAAUCACCGUACCUGGGCAAGGCGAGCACGGAAACACACAUGCUAACAACGGCCAAGAUGAAGACGAUACAGGUUCCACCUCGUCACGGUCCUCUUAUUCGACAUACUCAUCCUCAACAGGUUCCUUACACGCCCUUGACCACCACAGCCACAAAGGACAUUCCCAUGGAGAAGGUUGCGAGCCUGGAGAGGAGGAGGAGGAAGAAGCCAGUUCUCGACUUCUUGCCUUCCUCCGCCGAGUCUGACGAGUAUAUCGUGCAUUGGGAUCGAUUCGGAGAAGGCGCCAUAGGAUGGACAAUCGCCUUCGCAGCCCGAACACCACUCUUUGCCCUCUUCUCAAAAACCCUCUCCCGCUCCCACAACCCACAGGAAGACUUCUACCUCUGCGAAUGGUCAACCCUCCUCUCCGCCGGCGCACUCGAAGAGACCCUCCGCCUCGCCAUCAUCUUGUUCCUAGGGAUCGGGGAGGACUUUGGAGCAGUCUAUUGGUUAGGGUUGGGUUGGGCAGGUGUCGAGACGGUUUAUUAUAUUGGGCAGAGUUUGAUUUAUACACGGUGGUUGGCGUCGCCGUCGUCGGAUGAAGAUUAUCGGACUGUUGCGACGGGAAUUGGUAACGGGGUAGCGGCGACGACGAAGAUGGUUGUGGCGCCAACAGUAUCCACUUCUUUGCUUGCAUCCGCGAACGCCUCAGCAGGAGGACCAUCCACAUCGACCUCCACGUCAGAAACGCCGUCAAGCCUCGAAUCAGGAUACACCAACGGCAAAAGUCGACUCACCAACCACACCGCCAUUGAAGAAGCUGAAGACCUCGUCCCAACCCGCGAAGCACGGCAUCUCUUGGGCCUAGACCGCCCCUGGUGGAGUCUAAUGGGCCGCACAUCCAGCAUGAUGGUCCACAUCGGUCUCUGUUGCUGGCUCGGCCACUCGGGUUGGAGACUCCUCCUCCCCGCCGCAGCGGUUCAUGGAUCGUUGUAUGUGAUUUGGGGUGUGUUUAUGCCCGAUGGGUGGAGUGUCCCUGCGACCAGUUACGGGACCUGGAUUGCGGCGCUGGGGGUGUUUCUUAUCGGUUUGGCGCUCUAUGGCGAGAUCGUCUAG